AACUGUACAGGUCGCUUUAAUGCGGAAGGUGAACGGCUUUUCAUUGAGUACAGCGUAGUGUACUUCAGGACAGGAGGCCCAGGAAUAGGGAACGCGGUGCCUGGCUUGCGGGAGGUCAUCGUGCGCAGGUGAUCACCGCGAUCAUCACAUGCUAUCUGAGUGGCAGCAGCCGGCGGGAGUCGAAAUGCGGCCUCCAUCCCUCAGUCCCAAGCUGUUGGCGCAUCGGCGGCACAGCCGGAUUCUGGCAGCAGCAGCGGUGCUAUGCGUAGUGUGGCUGGCGCUCAGAGGACGACAAGGGGACAAUCCAGGCUCAGGUGCAGGCGAAGCGCAGCAUGCGCCGUCGGCGGCGGGCUGGAGCGAGUCGUACCUUCACAAAGCGGGGGAUGCCAAGCUGACGGCACUGCUGGACCGCACCAGCAAGGCGUCGCCGCUCAUGAAGUGCACAGCAGACCUGCACAUCUUCAAGCUGAAGGCCGAUGACCUGGAGCGGGUGAACGACGGCGCCAAGGCCAACCGCUCGACGCUGGGGCCGCUGCUGUCGGGCACCGCGCACCGCAUGCCGUGCAGACACAACCUGUCUUCGGCCAGGGCGUCCUGCUGCUCCUACCCAGUUAACUUCCGCCUUGGCACCACCGACUUCCAAGUCUUCCAGCAGGUGUUCCAGUUUCACUACAUGCGGUACCUGUACACGCUGUUUGCAGACCAGCCCCCGCAGUAUGUGCUUGAUGCGGGAGCCAAUGCCGGGUUUGCCAGCUCGCUGUUCAAGCUGCUGUGGCCCGAUGCCACCGUGGUGAGCCUGGAGCCGGACACCAGCAACUUUGAGCUGCUGAAGGCCAACACCAAGUCAUUCAAGAAGGUGCAUGCGCUCAACGCGGGGCUGUGGGGCCACCGCGCCAACAUCACCAUGGUCAUGAAGUCGAGCAGCCACGGCAACUGGGGGCGGGUGUUCCGCGAAGCGCAGGAGGGGGAGGAGGGCAUGCCUGCCUACGGCGUACAGGACAUUGCAGACAUGCUCGACAUCCCCGCCUUUGACUUUGUCAAGAUCGACAUCGAGGGCGCGGAGGGCAUGGUGUUUGAGCCCGGCAACGACUUCAGCUGGAUCGGCAAGGCGCGGGCGGUGUCCCUGGAGAUACACGACUACUUUGCCGGCUACUUUGACCUGAAGCCAAAUGAGGUCAGCUCUCGCGUGGACGCCGCCUUCAACACCACCGGCUACAGCCUGGUCAGCGACAACGAGCACGUCAUCUUCCUGAGCCCGGCGCUGCGCAAGGCGGUUGAAUCCAGCGCAGCAGCAGUGCCGCACACGGAGUCGGCAGCGGCGGAGCAGGCGAAGCAGGGGAAGAAGCACAAAGCAGCCGAGCAGCCGCAGGGCACGCAGCGAGCCAAGCAGUCAGGCUCCGGUGCAUGAUGUACGCCCUGCAGGUUUAGCGACCAACAUGCUCCCAGUUCCCUGCUUUCCCGCACUGUUUCCCCGCCCUGUCCUCCACGCUGGCGCCUGCGCCGCCGCGGAGGCGCAGUUUUCUGCUGUACAUGCGCCCCCGUACAUCAAUGCAUAUGCCCUUAAAAAAUUGAAACCAAAAACCAUGUGUCAAGCUUCCUGGCCC
Chlorella variabilis is the source of this 1604-nucleotide messenger RNA. RefSeq lists its product as hypothetical. NCBI's taxonomy places the organism in Eukaryota, Viridiplantae, Chlorophyta, Trebouxiophyceae, Chlorellales, Chlorellaceae. The transcript has 10 exons. The coding region runs from base 149 to 1408 and encodes 419 amino acids. The record is from RefSeq and is a predicted model, not a curated record.